This is a messenger RNA of Amblyraja radiata (thorny skate), 8934 nucleotides long. RefSeq names its product zinc finger CCCH-type containing 13 (gene zc3h13). The coding region runs from base 188 to 6094 and encodes 1968 amino acids. Lineage: Eukaryota; Metazoa; Chordata; Chondrichthyes; Rajiformes; Rajidae. Gene Ontology annotation, molecular function: metal ion binding. The transcript is spliced from 21 exons. The record is from RefSeq and is a predicted model, not a curated record. Gene Ontology annotation, cellular component: nuclear speck.
GCGCCUGCGCACGCGAAGGGAGUACCGUCGCGCGACGAUGACGUCUUGACGAAACCUUGACCGAAAUCGGGAGCCGGAGAACGGGAGCGCGCGUACGAGCCCGAGGGAGGAGGAGGAGGAGGAGGAGGAUCACCACCCCCCGCAGCCCAGUGGCGACUUCAACCUUUCCAGCUUCCAAUGAAUCAGAAUGUCAAAAGUGAGACGGAAGGUUACAGUUGAAAAUUCAAAGACCAUUUCUGAGAGCACGUCUCGUAGACCCAGUGUGUUUGAAAGGCUUGGGCCUAGCACAGGGCCAAGUGCUGAGACACAAUGUCGUAAUUGGAUGAAAACUGGUCAUUGUCCAUAUGGGAACACAUGUAGGUUUACUCAUGGAUCCUCCCCCAGAGGUAAAGGAUACAGUGCCACAUACAGAAGAUCUCCAGAAAGGCCAACUGGUGAUUUACGAGAGAGAAUGAAGAAUAAAAGGCAAGAUGUAGAAUCUGAACCACAGAAGAGAACCCAGGAUGAGUCCUCGUCUCCAACGAGGAGGGCUGCUUCAAGAAGCAGACGUCGAGAAAAAGAUGAUGCUAAUCUGAAAAUUACCAAGGAACGCACCCCAGAAAGUGAAGAAGAAUCAGCUGAAUGGGAAACAGGCAGAGAUGAUUCUGAUAAUGGGGAUGUAAACUAUGAUUAUGAUCAUGAACUGUCCCUUGAAAUGAAGCGGCAGAAAAUACAACGGGAACUGAUGAAACUUGAACAAGAGAAUAUGGAUAAAAGAGAAGAAAUAGUCAUCAAGAAGGAGAUAUCUCCGGAACCUGUGAGAAAUAAGCGCUCCCCAUCUCCAAGAAAUUCAAGCAAAUCGCCUAAACAUAAAACUAGUCCAAAAUUGUCUUCUGGUAAGAAGGAGAAAAAAGGAUCAAGAUUGACAUCUCCCGUAAGCGACCAACAAAGAAAAUCAUCAAGAGUACAGCAGAGUAAAAAGAAAGGACCUCGUACUCCAAGCCCACCACCCCCUAUUCAUGAAGAGAUUCUAACAACAAAAAAGCAUAAAGAAAAACCACGGGGAAAAGACAGAACUGAAGAAAAAGCACGAGAAAAUAGAGAAAGAGGAAGGGAUAUAGAAAGACAUAAAGAGAAAAAAGAGAAACACAAGGAUCACUCUGAUAGCCUUCGUAGACAGAAGAGGUCUAUAAGCCCUGAAGAACAGUCUGGCAGCACCUCUUCUCGUUCCAGAGAAUAUUCCCCACCGGCAACAAGGAGAAAAUCAGCCUCUCCAGCUCCACCUAAGUCAACCUCUUCUUCCUCUUCUCGAAAGCAUUCCUUCUCUCCACGUUACAGCAGAUCACCUUCUUCCCAGAGGCAACAUCAAACUCCCACUGUGUCAAGACAGCACUCCCCAUCAUCUCGAUCAGGUUCACCUGCAACAAGAAGAUCAUCAUCUCCUCGCCACAAACGUUCCACCUCACCGUCCUAUCAGCAUGCGGCAUCACUGACUCGAAAACGAUCCUCUUCACCAUAUGCUCCGCGUUCUUCAUCUCCACAGAGAAAGCAAAGUCCAAUAAAACAUAGGUCCUCUGGAAGAGAAAAAGGCAAACUCGAGCAAGAAAAAUCGCCGUUACAGGAGCGACAUCAUGAGAAAGGGGCAGGAAGCAGAGGAAAGCGGGACCGAGAAAAGGAGAGCAAGGAUAUUCGAGACCGGCGAGGCUGUGAACUGGAUCAGAAUGUACUCCAAGAAAGAGAUGAGCGCACAAUCAGGGAUACGCGUGAUAACAAAAACAAUCGGGAUCAUAAAGAAGUGAAAGACACCACUGAGCGCAGAGAGACCAGAGAAUCUCAUGAGAUUCAUGAUUCAAGAGAUACUCGAGAUCACAAGGAGAGCAAAGACACUCGAGAUUACAAGGAGAGUAAAGACUCUCGAGAUGUGAGAGAGUCUCGUCCUAGCCGUGAUACUCAUGACUACAGAGAUAGCAGAGAUUCUCAUCGGAAAGACGAACAGCAUCAUGAAGACCGCAGUUACAACCGGAGCCAUGGCAGAGAUGAAAGUUCCCGGACUGACGUCAAGAAUGAACGUCAGAGUGAAGUGAGGAUUGAAGGCAGGAAUGAAUCCAGGGGUGAUGUUCGCAGUGAGACCAGGGGUGACAGUCGGUGCGAGGUGAGGGGUGACAGUCGCAGCGAGUCUAGGGUAGAGUUUCGCAGCGAGACCAGGGGUGAAAGCCGGAACGAGGCCAGAGGGGAUGGUCGUGGCGAUGCCAGGGGAGACAGCAGGAGCGAUGCCAGGGGAGACAGCAGGAGCGAUGCCAGGGGAGACAGCAGGAGCGAUGCCAGGGGUGACAGCAGGAGCGAUGCCAGGGGAGAUAGCAGGAGCGAUGCCAGAGGAGAUAGCAGGAGCGAUGCCAGAGGAGAUAGCAGGAGCGAUGCCAGAGGAGACAGCAGGAGCGAUGCCAGAGGAGACAGCAGGAUCGAGACCAGGGCAGAUGCCAGGGGAGACAGCAGGAGCGAUGCCAGAGGAGAUAGCAGGAGCGAUGCCAGGGGAGACAUCAGGAGCGAUGCCAGGGGAGACAUCAGGAGCGAUGCCAGGGGAGACAUCAGGAGCGAUGCCAGAGGAGAAGCCAGGGGAGACAGCAGGAGCGAUGCUAGGGUAGACAGCAGGAGCGAUGCUAGGGUAGACAGCAGGAGCGAUGCCAGAGGAGACAGCAGGAGCGAGACCAGGGGAGAUGCCAGGGGAGACAGCAGGAGUGACGCCAGGGGAGACAGCAGGAGUGACGCCAGGGGAGACGGCCGGAGUGAGACCAGGGGAGAUGGAAGAAGCGAUGCCAGGGGAGACAGCAGGAGCGAUGCCAGGGGAGACAGCAGGAGUGAGACCAGGGGAGAUGGAAGAAGCGAUGCCAGGGGAGACGGCAGGAGUGAGACCAGGGGAGACAGCAGGGGCGAAUCCAGGGGAGACAGCAGGAGCAAAUCCCGGGGAGACAGCAGGAGCGAUACCAGGGGAGACAGCAAGAGCGAUGCCAGGGGAGACGGCAGGGGCGAUGCCAGGGGAGACGGCAGGGGCGAUGCCAGGGGAGACGCCAGAGGAGAUGUCAGGAGCGAAAUCAAGGGAGACAAUAGGAGCGAGCCCAAAGGGGACAAUAGGAGCGAGGCCAGAGGAGAUGGCAGGAGCGAGACCAGGAGUGAAAGGACAGCCAGAGGAAGAGGAAGAGGACCAGAAUUAACUGACAAAGGGAGCCGAGGAACAACCAGAGGAACACAAUUUGACACACAUGGCACGAGCGGUAAUUACCAUGAAAGCUGGGAUACAAGAAGUGGAUACACAGAAAGAGAUCGAUAUGAUCGAGACCAAAGCAGAGAUACUUCCUUUGACAGACGUGGCCAUACAGAAAGGGAAAAGCGUGAAAACCGAGAUCGAGAGAGAGACCACGCAAUUAAUACUACUACUCGACAUCCAGGGAGGAUAGAUGAUCAGGACCAUGAUGAGAAAAAGGAUGAGCGGCGUUCAGAUCGUGAAGACAGGCGUGAUGAUAGAUUAAGGGAAAGAGACCGUGACAAAGAUCGUGAUAGAGACCGAGAGCGAGAAAGGGAAAGAGAACUGGAUCGGGAGAGGGAGCGUGAAAGAGUCCGUGAACGAGAUCGAGAAAAAGAACGAGAACGAGAGAGGGGCAAGGAGAGAGAGCGGGAAAGGGAAAGGGAGAGAGAUAGAGAGAGAGAACGGGACAGAGAAAAGGAAAGGGAGAGAGUUAAAGAGAGGGACAGGGAGAGAGAGAAACAAAAGGACUGGGAUGAGAAGGAUAAAGCAAGAGAUGAACGCAAAGAUAAAAAGGAUGAUCAACGGGAGGAGCGGGAUUUUCGAGAAAGUCAUGGGCAAAGAAAAACAAGAAAACGUCCACGGACAGAAAGCAGCCUGAGUCCAAUGGCGAAGCGAGCCCGUGACGAAUCUCCUGAUAGUGAUACCUACAACAGUAGUGAAGGGAAAAGUGAAAAGCAUCGGUUAUUAAGUCAAGUGGUACGUCCACAAGAUUGUCGGUCAGUCAGUCCACCACGUGUUAUUGAAGAUAGAACAAGCAGCUGGAAAGAUGAUGACAGGAAAUCAGACAAAAAGGAAAGCACAAGGAGGCGUGAAGACCAUACCAUAAGAGAAAGAAUAUCCUCAGGGGACAAGCAAAGAGAGCACAUUGUCGAUACUGUUGAGAGUUCACGAAGCAGAGAAUCUGACAGUACUACACACCACGUUAGCGAUGAUAGAGAAGGACUGACAGCAAGGCAUGAACAGAACAAGAAAAAGAACAAAGGACAGCGUAAGUCUCAAAAGAAAAACAAAAGAGAUGAUGAUUGUGGAUCCAAAAAAUACAUUGCUGAGCCCUUAGUAGAGGAAACAGUUUUAUCACCCAGGAAAGCAGCAAAGAAGAAAAAUGUCGAGAAAAAGCGUAAACGCUCUAAAGGCGAUUCAGAUGUUUCUGAUGAGGAAGUGGUUCCACCAGCCAAAAAGUGGAAGGGCCCGAGAACUCCACCUGUAACAGUAAAGGAAGAAUCUGUUGAAGAUGUGUCUGAGAAGAGUGCUGAAGGAAAUGCCCAGGGAGGGGGUGAUGUAGUUUUCAGUGAUUGGUCAGAUGAAGAUGUGCCAGAUCGUGAAGAAAGUAUAAUUUCUGAUAAGAGCGUUGAAGAUUCUCGAAGGAAAGUUCAGAAAGCUGAGGUGGAAAAAAUAGAAGCACCUACCGUGGCUGACAGCCGUCCAUGUAAAACAGAUGAGCACAAACGGAGUAGCAGCCUUGGCAGCAAUCGCAGCCGGACUUCAAGCCGUUUACGGUCACCAUCAAACGAAUCUACACAUCGCAGUGGAGACGAUCAGAGUGGUGGGAGGAAACUACAGCAUGGAACUGCAAGAGAUGGGCAGAAGUACAGAAAUAUUGAACCUUGUGAACGUAAAUCCCGAAUAGAUCAACUCAAACGUGGAGAGCCCAGCCGCAGCACCUCCUCAGAUCGUCAAGAUUCUAGAAGUCACAGUUCUAGACGAAGCUCCCCUGAAUCGGAUCGACAAGGGCGUUCCAGGACUGGAUCCUUUGAGAGCAGAGAAAAGCUUCAGGAUAGUGAACGUGACCGGGAUCGAGAAAGGCGAGAGAGAAGAGAAUGGGAGCGGGAUGGAGAACAUCGGGAUUGGGCUAAAAGCAGGGACAGAAAUAAAGACAAACGAAGAGAGGUCCUGAAGGAGAAACAGAAACCACCUGCAGAAGUGCCUGAUAAAGACAAAGAACGAACUCUGGAAGCUGUUUCCAUGUUGGAACAAACCCGAGUAGAACCAAGACCAGGAAGAGAAACUGAGAAGCAACUUGAGCAAAAUGAAUCUGCAGCUGCAGUGACGUGUGAAAGGGAUGUAAAGGAACCAGUGAAGGAGUCAGAGAAUGAAGAGGUCCAUAAUGAUGUACCCGUUGAUAACGUUGAAGUUGGUGAGCAAGAUGGAAAAGUAGAUGAUGCCCAGUCAUCCAUGUCAGGAGCUUGUGAAGAAUAUGAACCAAUUAGUGAUGAUGAGCUGGAUGAGAUUCUGAACGAUGAUGCAGGAAAAAGAGAAGAAAACCAGGAUGAAGAGAAAGUAUCAGAUCCCAUGGAUGUGAUUGAUGUCGAUUGGUCAAGCCUGUUGCCCAAGCAGCCCAAAGAGCCAAAGGAGCCUGGAGCUGCUUUGUUAAAAUUUACACCUGGUGCAAUCCUGUUACGAGCUGGAAUAUCAAAGCGCCUGGCUGGUGCAGAAUUGUUUGCCAAAGUAAAUGAAACUUGUCGGGCUGCUAUCAACAAUUCGAAAGACAACAUUUUUGAAGAUGAACUUGGAGCCCUCAACAUGGCUGCUAUUCAGAGAAAGGAGGAGAGAGCCCAUCUGCUGAGCAAUUUGGGACCCUGCUGUAAAGCACUUUGUUCUCGUAGGGAUCUUGCUAUCCGCAAACAGCUAGUAAGAAAUGAAAAAGGUGCCUCCAAGCAUAUGUAUACAAAUCAACCAGUUGUGGACAACGAUCUUCUCAGAUCAAGCCUUCGGUUGUUCAAACGCAAAGCUCUGUGCCAUGGUCACAUGCAGGAAAAAAGCGAUGACAGUAAGAUUUCACGACCUAAGGUUAAACAGGAAGUUUGUGUUUCAUAAAUUUUUGGCAGCAUCCUGGAUUGAUUGAUUUUGAUAUAGGGGAAUCUGCAUACAAAGAAUUGGUUCCUAUACCUGAACAUUUGGAAGGAUGUCACUUGCUUAAUUACAAACCUAACUUUGGCCCGGCGUGGUCAAAUGUAAUUUUCCAGCUUUCAAGACUAUUUGUUUUGGGAAUUCAAAUACUGUUCUAUCUACUGGACAAGUGAAUGUUUCAUUUUUGCCGUACAGAUUUGAAAUCUUUAAUAAAACCCUCACAGUUUUGUUUAAAAGUGUCGUUUUAUUGUUUAUAUGUAAAAGGAGAUGUUCCACUGGAAUUAUGGGUGGUUGCAAUUUAAUGCCACUGAUUUUGCUGUUGUCAAGCUGUGCAAAAUAACUUUCAGUCUGACGCCAACUGGGAUCUGUGGAAUUCAGAAACUGAAGUUACCUAGCGGACUGAUCACCCAUUCAGAUUGAAGAAUUCACAAACUGAAAAGCAGGAAGUAGAAAACACUACUAGCUGCUCUCAGUUUUGCAACAAGUAAAAUAAUGAAUGGAACCGGCAGAAUAAUUCUGAAGUAUCAUCAGCAAGUUUUUAAAAAGUGUUCAGUUUUAUUGCUUUUAAUCUAUAGAAUGGGGGAAUGGCAUUUCACACAUAACAUUGGUUUAUCAUGGGCAUCCAGAUUGUCUGUAAUUGUGACUUGGUAUAUUGCUAAAAAAUAUGGUUGCACCUCAAUCGAUAAGGCUUAGUUUCUUCAUUUUUUAAAACAAUGUGUGCAGUUCAUAAAGUGAAGUUGAUGAGGAUGUAUUGAUUAUGCUGGGGGUUAAUAUUUUAACAUUGAAUCUUGUGAAGGACCAGGGUAUCGUUAACAGAAACUUCCUCAUUUAACUGUAUAUGUGCAGAUGCUGGAGGUUUAUGUCAAUUUUAUAUAAUAAUAACAAUAGCAAGCUCUCCAUAAUUACAAUAAUAAAUUCCAGGCUAGUAAAUUCAUUGAUUUUCAGCCUCAUAUUUACACUAAAGUUUAGACGGUGAGUAUUUUGUGCUAAAUACUGUCACAGUGGAGAACUUUAUUUCAUCCAUGGCUUGUGACUUUGAAAGAAGGAUCCCUCAUUAAGUAAUAAGAAAAUAUACAAAUGGCUUUGCUACUAAUGUAACUUUUUAAAGAACCAGGCAGAUUUUAUGGUGAUGGAGCAAUUUAGCUUGCCAGUAGUAAAUGGUUAACAGACAUGUAUGGAUGCAAACUGCAAGAAUUUCCUUUAAACUAAGCAAAUUGUAUAACCAUGGAUUAAAGCAACUAUGGAUUGGAAGUUAUGAUCAGAUGUCCAUAGACUAAACUCAAUGUUGUUAUUAUCAAUGUGUGAAUUGUAUUGGUAUCCACAAUUGCAUAAAUGUUUUUAUUUGAUUUUUUUCUAAUGUAAAACCAUUGAACAAUGGAAGGAUGCAGCACAAGACCCAUAUGUAAAUCUAAAUCAAAAUGAAUAAGUUUUGUACAAGUUUGUAAAAUGAUUUGCGUUUUUUGAUAACUGAUUUCACAGAAGGUCACUUGAAGGAAUCAACUUAUGCCACGUUCUGGAUAAGGACAACUUUUUUUGAAUAUAUCUAUCCUAUAGCAGCCAACCUUACCUUACUAAACCUAUAUUUUGUCAGAAUUGUAGUUGUAGGAUAUCUGAUCUAAUGUGAACAUUUUUAUGUUUUGUUUGUGUAUUGUAUUGUUUUUUUUACAUUUUUAUACUUUGUGCCCAUAUUGAAUUUUAAAUAAAUAUGUUAAGUUUUAGUGUGUCAAAAUGGUCUCCGUUUGAAAUUCACCAUUCUAAAAUGGUAAACUACAAUAACCCACAUUUAACCUCAGCUCACAGAUCACCUCUUGAGCAAAGGUCAAAUUAGACAAACAUAAGGAAAAUUAAAUACUAAAGUCAUAAUGCAAAUAUUACCUGGAAUAGAAGUUUGUUGUAAUGUAUUCUACACUUAAACUUGAUGACUGUUUUUUAUGGUAGAAUUAGUCAAAUGAUGACAUCGACACCUCGAUUCCAUUUUGAUUGAUUAUUUCACAAAAGUCAAUCUCAGUCAUUAAAAUCCUCAUUGCUCCAGAACCCACAGCCUUCCAAGGGAGCAACCCAGAUUGUCUCUUAAAUUUCACUCAAGCCACUAAUUUGACGAUAUCCCUUUAUUCUUUAGCCUUUGCGAGAUAAAUUAAUUUGUUGGCAUCUACUGUGAUUAAGUACAGUCCAUAAGUAUCGGAAUGACUAUUUAUGUUACUCCAAAUGGGGCUUUGUUCGGACUAUUGCCUUAUGGAAAAAUGAUGUGAAAGCAUUGUGCUCUGAUAAAGGCAAUUCUACAACAUGUGAGGUGCUCAAUGUAACAAAGGUUAACAAGUUACAGCAGGUGGUGGGACAACAUUGGAGGUCCUUGUGGUUGUUUUGAUGAUGCUUGCCUAUUACAUUUUUAACUUAUCUAGUGACUUUGCCUAUGGAAUUUUGUUAGGGUGGAAAUGGAUUGUAAACUAAUUGAUUUAGUGGAUGACUAAAGAAGACCUCACUGCUCUGCAGUAACAGUGGCUGGUAUUGGAGCCCAUGUUUGGACUGAUAUCAACCCUUCACAGCACAUAAUUCUCUCUCUAGCGUCAAUGAGCAGGUUUGGUAAUUCAUCCCUUCAUACCUGAAAUGUUGUUCCUCUCUUUGAAGCGUUCUCUUAAAAGUACCAUAGGAAAAUAAGAAUAAAGUUUAUCGGAUACCAAUACCGGAUUAAAUGUUCUUUCAAGGGAGCAUGUAUGAUGUAUUGUACUGAGUAAAGCCGAAUGUAAAACAUAAUAAUAAAUAAACAAACCGACUCAUUGUAUAUUGUGAGCAGAUUAUUAAUCUGAAAA